Messenger RNA from Symbiodinium sp. CCMP2456, 4041 nucleotides. The record is from the annotation of a GenBank genome assembly. Lineage: Eukaryota; Dinophyceae; Suessiales; Symbiodiniaceae.
AUGAUUUUUCGCGCCUACCUCAGCACGCCCAGCACCAUUAUUGAAGAUGCGGUUUGGGAGUUUGAACUGCUCCUGGACUUCAAUCCCAGCGGUAGCAAUUUUGCCCGCGUUUAUUUGGUGAGCGAUCAGCCCGAUUUAUCGGCUGCACUCAAUGGCUACUUCGUGCGCAUCAGUGGCUCUUCGGCCGAUAGAAUUUCGCUCUUCCGGCAAACGGGCAGCAACAUUUCGCUGGUGGCGGAAAGUGGCGAUGACUGGGCCGAUACGGAUCCCGCAAAGGCCUACAUCCGCGUUAAGCGCAGAAGUGACGGCUUUUGGCACCUGGCGGCCGAUACGGGAACGUUUCAGAAUUACGUGCCGCUGGAUUCGGCUUUUGACCUGGCCCACCGCAGCAGCGCCUGGUUAGGCGUGAAUUAUGAAUACACCAAAACCCGGGCCGAUAAAUUCUUUUUUGACAACCUGCAGGCCAGCGGCCGUGCCUUUGUGGAUUCCAUUGCCCCUACAUUGGAUUCUUUGGAAAUUUUGAGCACCAAUGCCCUGCUGCUCACCUUUAGUGAAAGCCCAACAACGACCAGCGCUGAAAAUCCGGCAAAUUACCAGUUAAGCGCGGGUAUGGGCCAACCGUUGCUGGCUUUGCAAAAUCCGCAAGACCCGCGGCAGGUGGAGCUAAACUGGGCCAAUAAUUUUCAAAAUAAGCAAACGUAUACCCUGAGCUAUAGCGGGAUUCUGGACGAUUUCAAUAAUGCCGCCCAGGGCAGUAUAAACUUUGCCUACCUGGUGGCCGAAGCGGGCGAUGUGGUAAUUAACGAGCUGAUGCCCGACCCGGUGCCCAGCGUGGGGAAUCCGCCAAACGCCCUGCCCGAACGGGAAUACAUUGAACUGUACAACCGCACAAAUUUGCCCAUUAACCUGCAAGGCUGGACCUUAAUUGCCGGCAAUAGCACCGAGGUUUUGCCCGCUUAUGAAUUGGCGGCCGAUUCCUUCGUGAUGAUCACCAAAGAUGAAGGCGUCCCGGAGUUCCCGCCCGGCUUGCCCAUGUUAGGCCUGGACAUGAGCAGCGUAGCCCUGACCAACAGCGGCAAUAGCGUUUCGCUGCUUUCGCCAGAAGGCAUAUUAAUUAGCACCGUGAGCUAUACCGAUGCCUGGUACCGCGAUGCCAAUAAAGAAGAUGGCGGCUGGAGCCUGGAGCAGAUUGACCCCCACAACCUUUGCGGAGGAAAAGCCAACUGGCAGGCUUCGGUUGAUGCCAACGGGGGAACGCCCGGCCACCAAAACAGCGUGUUUGGCCUGAACCCUGACACUACAGCCCCGCGCUUGGUACGGGCCGCCCUGCCGGGCGAUAGCCUCAUCAUGGUUUUCUUUUCGGAGGCCCUGUCCGAUGAACUUAUAUUUCAGCCGGGAAACUACCGCUUGGUUCCUCCCCUUCCCAUUGAUUCAGUUUCGGUGCCCCUUUCGCGCGACCGCGUGGUGCUUUACCUGGCUAAGGGCCUGGCCCCGGAAACCAUUUACAAUCUUUCCCUGGAUUCGCUGCCGCAAGAUUGUAGUGGAAAUUUCAUGAAGCGCGAUACCCUGCGCUUUGGCAUUCCGGCUGUACCCGAAGCGGGAGAUAUUCUGAUCAACGAAGUACUUUUCAACCCUCCCCCCGAGGGCAGCGAUUUUGUGGAGCUUUACAAUGCCAGCGAUAAAGUCUUUGACCUCUCAAAAAUACUGCUGGGAAAUUAUGAUGCCAUAAGCCAAAGCAUUGCAGAUGGCGAGCCAAUUAGCGAGGAGAGUUUUCUGUUUUUCCCGCAAACCUACCUAGCCUUAACCAGCGAUACCGCCUUCCUGAGAAAGGAAUAUUUCAGCAAAAAUCCUGGAAACCUGGUAGAAGUUACGGCCCUUCCGUCCCUCCCCGAUAAUGAAGGCAACCUGGCGCUUAGCAGCUUGAAUUUGCAGUUGCUGGAAUACUUUCAAUACGAGGAAGACCUGCACCUGCCGGUAAUUAAUGAUCCCGAAGGGAUUAGCCUGGAGCGCAGAAGCCUGGCGAUUACUGCCCAGAAAAAUGAAAAUUGGCAAAGCGCAGCCGCGGCUGCCGGUUACGAUGGCUACCACGACCAGGUGAACAUUGCCUUUGCCUUUGAGCAGCCCAAUAACGUGGUGCUCCCGCACUUCUGCUUCAGUGCCAAGCUCUUCUUUUAUUUCGCGCUUCAGGGCUUGCUCCGGGCCUUCGGCCGCCUGCAGUUUGCCCCCGGGAAAUUCCCAAUAGCCGGCAUGCGGCUUAUGCUCGGCUCUGUUUUGCCCAACAAGCCGGGAGUGUAUCAGCACAUCGACAAAAAUGGGAAGAUCCUUUACAUCGGCAAAGCCAAAGACCUGAAAAAACGCGUUUCCAGCUAUUUUACCAAAUCGCACGACAGUGCCCGCAUUUACGUAAUGGUGCGCAAAGUGGUUGAUAUUAAAACCAUUGUAACCGAAACCGAGUUUGACGCUCUUUUGUUGGAAAACAACCUGAUAAAGGAAUACCAGCCGCGGUACAACAUCAACCUGAAAGACGAUAAAACCUACCCCUGGAUUUGCAUUAAAAAGGAACCUUUUCCGCGCAUUUUUCCCACCCGCAACCCGGUAAAAGAUGGCUCCGAGUACUUCGGGCCUUACGCCUCGGUGAAGGUGAUGAAAACGGUACUGGGCCUCAUUCGCCAGUUGUAUCACAUCCGAACCUGUAAGCUCAAUUUGAGCGAUGAAAACAUACAGUCGGGCAAAUUUCGGGUGUGCCUGGAAUACCAUAUUGGCAAUUGCCUGGGCCCCUGCGAAGCGCGGCAAACCGAGAAGCAGUAUAACCUGGACGUGGAAGCCGCCCGCAUGCUGAUCAAGGGAAACCUCAACGCGGUAAAGCGCCAACUGGAGCAACAAAUGCGCGCUGAAGCGGAAGAACUGCGCUUUGAAGAGGCACAGAAAACCAAGGAGAAGUAUCAGUUGAUUGAUCGUUAUCAGGCCAAAAGCACGGUGGUAAAUCCCAAUAUCACCAACGUGGAUGUGUUUUCGGUUUUCACCGAUGCAGAAUACGGCUACGUUAAUUUUCUGAAAAUUAUUGACGGGGCAGUGUUGCAAUCGCACACCGUAGAAAUGAAAAAGAAGCUGGAGGAAAGCGAAGCCGAAUUUCUGGAGUUGGCCAUUCCGGAACUGCGCAACCGUUUUAGUUCAGACAGCCGCGAGGUUUAUCUUUCACAUGAAGUGGACUUUGAAAUUCCGGAAGUCAACUUCCACGUUCCCCAGCGAGGCGAUAAAAAGCAUUUGGUGGAAUUGAGCCUGAAAAACGGACGCUAUUUCCGCAUGGAAAAACUCAAAAACAUUCAGAUCGUGGACCCCGACCGCCACGUAAAACGCCUGAUGGGGCAAAUGCAGAAAGAUUUGCGCCUGAGCGAAGAGCCGCGCCACAUCGAAUGUUUCGACAAUUCCAACAUUCAGGGCACCAACCCGGUUUCAGCCUGCGUGGUGUUUAAAGACGGCAAGCCCAGCAAAAAAGAUUACCGCCAUUUUAACAUUAAAACCGUGGAGGGCCCGGACGAUUACGCCAGUAUGUACGAGGCGGUUUUCAGGCGUUACCGCAGGCUGCUGAACGAAAACGAGCCGCUGCCGCAACUCAUCGUUAUUGAUGGGGGCAAAGGGCAGCUGGGCUCGGCCGUAAAGGCCCUGGAAGAUCUUGAACUGCGUGGCAAGAUUGCCAUUCUGGGCAUCGCCAAAAGGCUGGAAGAACUGUUUUUCCCGGGCGAUAAAUACCCGCUUUAUUUAGAUAAACGCUCAGAAACUUUAAAGGUAAUUCAGCGCCUGCGCGAUGAAGCCCACCGCUUUGGCAUUACCCACCACCGCAACCGCAGAAGCAAGGGCACUUUUAAAUCGGAGCUGGAACAAAUCAACGGAAUUGGCAAAAAAACCGUUAAGGAACUGUUGAGCAAGUUUAAAAGUGUGAAAAAGGUACGUGAAGCGGGGGAAGACGAAUUGACGCAAGUGGUGGGGCCCCAUCGCGCCAAGCAAAUAACUGCUUAUUUUGCAGACCAUGAAAAUCAAUAA